CCUUCGAGAUACCAAAGCUUCCUACAUAAAGCACUCCAAUUACUAAUCUGUUCUCCAUCUUCUUCUUUUUUGAAAGAGAAAUAGUUCUUUCGUUGCAUUUCUGGAAUUGAUCAAUAGAGAUAACAGAUUUCACAUCGGAGUUUUCUCGUUCUUUUGAUUCAGCAUUCAAGAAAAUGCCUAGCAGAUCAUCAGGAGUGAUCAGCCAGGACUGGGAGCCCGUGGUGCUGCGCAAGUCAAAACCCAAGGCCCAAGACCUGCGCGAUCGCAAGGCGGUGAACCAAGCCUUCCGCUCAGGUGUGCCGGUCCAGACUAUCAAGAAGUUCGACGCUUGCUCCAACAAAAAAGCAGCCCCUGUGGUGAACGCGAGGAAGUUGGAAGAGGAGACAGAGCCAGCGGCGUUGGAAAAGGUUUCGGCGGAGGUAAGGCAAGCGAUUCAAAAGGCGCGGCUGGAGAAGAAGAUGAGCCAAUCGGAGCUUGCUAAGUUGAUCAACGAGCAGCCAAAGGUGGUCCAGGAGUAUGAGAAUGGCAAGGCGGUUCCUAACCAGGCCGUUUUGGCGAAGAUGGAGAAAGUGCUCGGCGUCAAGCUCAGGGGAAAGAUCGGGAGGUAACGUUCCCGUAACGGUAGUCUAACGGGCCUGUACUUGGGGGUGUUGUUUCAUCUGAAAAUAUGCGUUGUCCUGUCGUGGUUUAAUUUCUGUUUGAAUUUAAGUAGAAUAUGUUGAAAGUAUGUAUACUGAAAUGUCAUAUGCUUGGUUAAAUCAAUGGGAAAUGUUAGCGUCAGCGAUGGAUUAGAUCA
Manihot esculenta (cassava) is the source of this 796-nucleotide messenger RNA. RefSeq names its product multiprotein-bridging factor 1c. NCBI's taxonomy places the organism in Eukaryota, Viridiplantae, Streptophyta, Magnoliopsida, Malpighiales, Euphorbiaceae. The coding region runs from base 174 to 608 and encodes 144 amino acids. The transcript has a single exon. Gene Ontology annotation, molecular function: DNA binding. Gene Ontology annotation, cellular component: nucleus. The record is from RefSeq and is a predicted model, not a curated record.